AUGGCUUCUGAAAUACCCUUAGACAUAGAGGAGAAGGUCGAAGUGACUCAUGUCGAGAGUAAAUCAGACAUAGACGGUAUUGAUUGGACACACUAUGGCGAUGAUCCCGAUACUAUCGAAGCCUAUAAGACUAUAAUGUCUUGGUCUCCUGAAGAGAGGGCUCAACAAGAGAAACGACUUGUUCGCAAGCUAGAUGUCAUUGUCAUGGCCAUGGCAGUGCUUAUGUACAUAUUAAACUAUCUCGAUAGGAACAGCAUCGCUCAGGCGCGUGUCUCUGGCCUUACGGAGUCCACACACAUCACGCCUAAUCAGUACAGUUUGGUCAAUGGUAUCUUCUAUAUUCUGGCGCAAACCCCUGCCAAUAUGAUCCUCUCGAAAUCCAGACCUUCCGUCUUUUUGCCUGUCUCUAUGUGCGCCUGGGCACUUAUCUCCACGUGUACCGCAGCGACUAAAAGCUUCGGUACCCUGCUCGCCGUUCGUUUCAUUCUCGGUUUCGCCGAAGCCCCAUUCUUUCCUGGAGCCGCUUACUGGUUAACUUGUUGGUAUACCAAGGCCGAGAUCGGACGAAGAUACGCCAUCUACGUGGGAGGGAUUUGUAUCAGUUCGGCCUUUGCCGGUCUGAUUUCCGCUGGUAUCAUCAGUAACCUCGAUGGAAAACAAGGUAUAGCGGGAUGGCAGUGGAUUUUCAUCAUCGAGGGAACCAUCACCGUCGCCGUCGCCAUCUUCGUCUCUUUCUUCAUACCCGACUACCCACAAACAGCACGGCGGUUCAAGCCCAUCGAAAGGGUGCUCGCACGCAUGCGAAUAGACAGCGACGGUGGCCCAUCCGACAUCGGGGGCGAGCCAACCAUGUUCCAAGGCUUCAUCCUCGCCGUCAAGGAUUAUCGGACCUGGUGCCUCGGGACCUUGCAGCUCUGCAUCACGAACAUGAUAGGAUUUAACUUUUUCUAUCCAACUCUAAUGGGAUUAUCACAGGGUAUGGGCUACAAGAACAAGAUCACCAUUCUCCUCCUGUCAGCUCCACCGUACAUGGUAGCUCUCCUCUUCUCAUUCUGUGAGUCACCAGAUAUCACUCGGAAACGUGUGUUACAUUGGGAAAUCUCUUUCGCCGUUACUGCUGUCGCUCUUAUAUUGCUUAUCGCUCUGGCUAAAGUUGAUUCUCCUGGAGGACGUUAUGCUUCUACUUAUAUUCUGGCCAUGGGUUCAUUCGCCGCAUAUUCCGUCGCAUACCCUUGGGUCGGUUCACUCAUGCCACGUCCAAUGACCAAAAGAGCUUCAGCUAUAGGAAUAGCCAAUUCUCUAUCGAAUGUCGGAGCUUUCCUUUCGUCUUACGUCUUUUAUGCGGAGUUAGGACCGACUUAUAGGACUUCUUGGUGUAUCGUCCUUGGUAUGACCGCUUAUAGCGCAGCUAUGGUUUGGUUCCUCGGUUGGCAGAAUAAGAAACGGAAUGCAGAGUGA
Messenger RNA from Tremella mesenterica DSM 1558, 1458 nucleotides. RefSeq lists its product as uncharacterized. Gene Ontology annotation, molecular function: transmembrane transporter activity. NCBI's taxonomy places the organism in Eukaryota, Fungi, Basidiomycota, Tremellomycetes, Tremellales, Tremellaceae. The record is from RefSeq and is a predicted model, not a curated record. The coding region runs from base 1 to 1458 and encodes 485 amino acids. Gene Ontology annotation, cellular component: membrane. The transcript has 9 exons. Gene Ontology annotation, biological process: transmembrane transport.